UUCGACAGUCACAGAAGAACGUACGUGCCUGGCAUGGCUGGGUAAGCGUGCGAUGAGUUGGUUGACAUUCCUUCACAUGUGUAAGGCUUCCACGAUUACAAAUCUCUCCUGGCCAUGAGUGUACUGUUUACGGAGGAGGAAGUGCAUCAGACAAUCGAAUUCGUGCGUCGAUUUGUUGCACUUCGACCCGACGCUUUCGGAGAGGACGAACCCCUACCAUUUCGAGUUACCCCGCUAUCUAUUUCUGUCAACGAGUUGGAGGGAGAAUGCAUCGAAUGGUGUAUGCAGUACCUCAAUAAAAGUGGAGCACCUGAAGCUGUGGCUGCUCUUAUAACUCGUGCCACCGUUGAUGAAAUCAGCAAAAAAGAUCUCUCCAUUUAUAGGCAUGAGGAGGAAAAGGAUGCUUUACUGGACUCCUCCAAAAUUGCCAGAGAUGCCAUUAAUAAGGUUAUAGAGAUUUGUAGGCAAUGGAGCAGUGAGCUGCCCUCCUUUCACAAGUCAAAGAUCACGUAUGAAUCAUAUGCUCAUGCUAUCAAGAACACCAGAAGAAAAAUGGAGGAUAGACAUGUUAUCUUGCCUGAAUUUAACUGUCUCUUUGGAUUUCCACAGGGCUUCAGCAAUCAAGCAUUCUUUGCUGUAUAUGAUGGUCACAGUGGAGUGGAUGCUUCCAAUUUUUCUGCUACUCACCUUCACUGUCAUCUUGCAAGGAACAAAAACCUUGAUAUUGAUCCUAGACUUGCUUUGAAAGAAGCAUUUGAAAAGACAGAUGAAUGCUUUGUAGCAAAGGCCAAAAGAGAGGGUCUUCGAAGUGGUUCCACAGGUGUAGCUGUGUUUAUAAAGGGUCAAUCGCUUUAUGUUGCAUGGUUGGGAGAUUCACAGGUUGUACUGUGUAAAGCUGGGCAGCCAUAUCUCCUCAUGGAUCCCCACAAGCCAGAUAGAGAGGAUGAAAGACAGCGUAUUGAAGCUCUUGGAGGUUGUGUUGUGUUCUUUGGUGCAUGGCGAGUAAAUGGAAGUCUCUCAGUCUCCCGAGCAAUUGGUGAUGCUGAGCACAAGCCUUACAUAAGUGGAGAGCCAGACACAGAGGAAUUGGAUCUUGAAGGUGAUGAAGACUUCCUAAUCUUAGCCUGUGAUGGUUUGUGGGAUGUAAUUAAACCAUCUGAGGCUGUGGAUGCUGUGCGUCAGUACCUUGCUGAAGGGGGAGAUAGGGCAUCUGUAGCAAAGUGUCUUGUGGAUGGUGCAAAAGAAGCAGGUUCUAGUGAUAACAUUUCAGUAGUUGUUGUCUUCUUGGACUCUCACAAGAAAGAAAAUUCUGGACAAGAAGUUUGUGACAGUGUUUCCAGCUUAUCAUCAAGCAGUGUGCAUCAACAUGUGCCUUAUAAUGACAAUGGUACUAAUUCUUCUGAAAAUGGCACCAACCAAGAAACUAAUUGUGGAGAUUUGGUUGAAAAAUCACCAGUACCACCAUGUAAAGUCUCACCAAAAUCAAUCAAGAAAUCCUGUGAACCGUCAUCUAAAUCUUCUGAGGAUGGAAGUUCAUGUAAAGAAGGGAGUUGUCCAAUGACAUAAUAUUGAAUCAGCCCCUCAAAUCUCAUCAGUCACCAUGCAUUCUCUUUUAUAGGAUAUAUUUUAAAAAUAAAUUUUUAUAACCGCAAUUUUUGAAAAUAUGACGCAAUUCUUAUGAAGAAAAGUUUUCACCCUGAAAUAGUGGUGGUCCAUUUCUAUCAACUAUUCAAAAGCCUUUAAACAUCUGAUGUGUUCAUAAAUGUAAAAGAAAAAACUGAAUGUGAGGAAUUUUCUUUUACAAGUUUUGAUUUCAAACAGUCAUCUACUGGAUAAAGGUUUGUCAAGGCUGAGAAAAUUAUUUUCAAGAACUUAUUUAUUAUCUUAUUAGAGUUGCUCACUUGAAAUACAGAUGGACAGGAAAAGACUCAGUUUUUGCUGCAAGCAGAAGUGAACAAAAUUGUUGUUUAUCCAUUUUCAACAAGGAACAAUAUUUAUUAAACCCUCUUAGACAUCACAACUGUUUUGUAAGAGGUCUGCUACAUGAUUGUAAAAUGAAUUUUCACAGAUCCACCUCCACCUUGCAUGUUUUCAAAAAGCGCAGUAACUGUUGUCAAACUUUUUUUGCAACAGUGCUAUUUGUGCGCAAAUAUCAUGGUGUGGUUGGUACAUUCAUUGAAAUGUAACUUGUAACUCGAGGAUUGUAGGUGCAUUGAGAGGGAAUUGCCAUCCUCAAGACAGAACAUCAUAUAGAAUGACCUUAAACAUUAAUUAACAUGUGAUAUUAUUGAUGCAAGUUAGCCAUAUGUUAAGAUAUGUUUAUUGAUUACCUUUACCAUACAAUGGUUUGUAAUUAAAAGCUGUUUACUUUACAUCAACCUUUUGACCCCAAAGAAUGACAAACAUCUAAUUUCUCCUUACAAUAUCACCCCUGAAUCACACAUCAAGGUCAUGAGAGUAUAGAAAAUGAUCACUAACUGAAAAAAAAAGCUGUUGGUUGUUAAACAAAUUCUCUUUCAAGAACAGUAUGUAAAGGAUUAAGUAAACAGAAAUUUACAGUAGGAUCUGACCAAGGGUGAAAAUGACUUAAUAGUUAUAUAUUUUAUAUAUAUUGUAAUUAACUGAGAAGAAAAAUGUGAAACUUAUACAUAUUACUAUACAUUUAAACAUAAAUUGAAAGGUAUGUUUUGUGGUGUGUGAGUUUACUCUUUGGUUUUAAUUUAUGUUGGAUGAACAAAUGGGUGAUUUUGUGAGAUUAAUUUGACUGGAUAUUAAAAAUUACCCCUUUGACUCUAAGAUUAACCAGCAUGUAAUUUCUUUCGACAAUAUUACUGCUGAAUCAUUUAUUAAGAUCAUAGCAAUAAAGUAAAUGAUCACCAGCCUAAAAAGCUUUGAUGUUUAAAUAAAUUCUCCUGAGAAAUUGUAUUAAGGACAGUAUGGAGAAAGUGGAUACUGAUGUCAGGGUGUGAAUUCAUGUCGGGUAUAAAGUUAAAUCUUCUCGGAUGAGCAGGCGUACGAGAGCUGCAUGGAUGAGUUAACAUGUUAGAUAAAUAACGCUGCUGACGGUCCAACUCAAACAAGUUAAUUCAAAGAGGGGUUUAAGGGUUCUACGAGGCCUCCUUUUCUGCCCCCGGGAUUAAAAGAGUCUGGGUCAAUAAUGUGUACUUUUAGACAAGGUCUUUUAUAUUCUCUUAGUC
Pocillopora verrucosa is the source of this 3197-nucleotide messenger RNA. RefSeq names its product protein phosphatase 1E. The record is from RefSeq and is a predicted model, not a curated record. Gene Ontology annotation, biological process: peptidyl-threonine dephosphorylation. NCBI's taxonomy places the organism in Eukaryota, Metazoa, Cnidaria, Anthozoa, Scleractinia, Pocilloporidae. Gene Ontology annotation, molecular function: protein serine/threonine phosphatase activity.